Messenger RNA from Myxocyprinus asiaticus (Chinese sucker), 1158 nucleotides. Its product is annotated as fibroin heavy chain-like. The transcript has 2 exons. Lineage: Eukaryota; Metazoa; Chordata; Actinopteri; Cypriniformes; Catostomidae. The record is from RefSeq and is a predicted model, not a curated record. Bases 1 to 612 code for a protein of 203 amino acids.
AUGGAUGAAGCUUCCAGCUCGUUGGCCAUGGCAGGCGUGGGCAUUGGCUCGUUGUCUGUGACAGGUAUGGGCAGUGGCUCGUUGGCCAUGGCAGGUGUGGGUGUUGGCUCGUUGGCCGUGACAGGCAUGGGUAGUGGCUCGUUGGCCAUGGCAGGUGUGGGUGUUGGCUCAUUGGCCAUGGCAGGUGUGGGCAUUGGCUCGUUGGCUGUGACAGGCAUGGGCAGUGGCUCGUUGGCCAUGGCAGGUGUGGGUGUUGGCUCAUUGGCCAUGACAGGCAUGGGCAGUGGCUUGUUGGCCAUGGCAGGUGUGGGUGUUGGCUCAUUGGCCAUGGCAGGCGUGGGUGUUGGCUCAUUGGCUGUGACAGGCAUGGGCAGUGGCUCAUUGGCCAUGGCAGGUGUGGGUGUUGGCUCAUUGGCUGUGACAGGCAUGGGCAGUGGCUUAUUGGCCAUGGCAGGUGUGGGUGUUGGCUCAUUGGCCAUGGCAGGCGUGGGCGUUGGCUCAUUGGCCGUGGCAGGCGUGGGUGUUGGCUCAUUGGCUGUGGCAGGCAAGGGCACUGACAAUUUGUGGGAAAGGGAUUUUGUGGCCCUACGCACCGAUAUCAGUGGCAGAUAAUUCAACUUGGAGACAAGGGUCGUGAAGGACCUCAAGGCCGGGGCCACAGAAGGCAAGAUUAUGACAUGGCGUGGAACCAACUCAGACUUAACUGGAACAUAGUGUAUAGCAGACUCAAACUUGACUGGGACAUGGAGUGGAGUAGGCUGAGGUGUUACUGUGACCUGGCUUGGAGCAGGCUGUGGAGUUGCUGAGACAUGGUAUGGAGCAGGCUGAAGCGUGGCUGUGAUAUGGCAUGGAGCAGACUCAGGCUUGGCUGUGACAUGGCAUGGAGCAGGCUGAGGUGUUUCUGAGACAUGGCAUGGAGCAGGCUGAAGCGUGGCUGUGACAUGGCAUAUAGCAGGCUUAAGCGUGGCUGUGACAUGGCAUGGAGCAGACUCAGAUGUGGCUGCGACAUGGUGUGGAGCAUUACCUUGAUGAAGAGAAUGCAGUUGAUCUCCGGCAUCUUUGCCUCCUACUGGAUGUUCAAACGCAGCACGAAAUCGUUGGAGGAAGUAACAGAACGAAGGGAAUGUUGUUCUGUCGCUGUUCCACACUGCUGCAAUC